This is a messenger RNA of Trichomonas vaginalis G3, 1056 nucleotides long. Its product is annotated as glycoprotein 38 family. The coding region runs from base 1 to 1056 and encodes 351 amino acids. Lineage: Eukaryota; Parabasalia; Trichomonadida; Trichomonadidae. The record is from RefSeq and is a predicted model, not a curated record. The transcript has a single exon.
AUGAAUAGUAUGAACACUAGCCGAGAAUCUAAAAGUCUUGGACUAAACCCACAAGAUGCAUUUCCAGAAUGCAAAUCCUAUCCAUAUUUUCCCGGUUAUGGAAUUCCACAAAUUUUUCCACUCAAAAAAGAUGAACUCCUCUGCUUUACUGGCUCAUGCAUGUUAGCAGCAAAAGGAGAUUAUGAAGCGACCAAUGCUCUCCCAACUAAAAAUGGAGAAUCUUACGAAUAUGUAAAAUCCGAACCAAUUAAAAACGCAUUAGUGAGCCUUGGAACUGUUACAGGAAAUAUGAUUCCUCAAGAACCUGUUACCAAAGUUAAAUGUCUCUCUGAAGAUGGUUGCAGAAUUCAAGCUAUGCAUAUCCCUCCAUCAUUGUACGUUAAUUAUAAGCAAUCAUUACUCGGUAUAACAACGGAUGUAACAGUAGGAGUGAAAUCAAUAGUUUCUACUAUAAAGAAAGGGAAAUUAAAUCUUGAUUUGUACAUUUCAGGAAAAACUUAUGGCAAAACAUACGUAGAAAGCACAGCAGAUACGACAAAUGGACUUAUCGUCACACCAGAUCUCAAAAUUGUUACAUAUAAGAGAGAUAAAUAUUUUGAUUUCGCAAUUAAUCAACAACCAACUCCAAAAAAUAACCACCAAAGUAGAUCUGGUACUAUUAACAAAUCCGAUAGCUUCUAUAUAGUUACUGGAAUGAAUUUUGAUGAGAUCCAAACUUAUGUUAAUACUGAUACAGGAUCUUUAACUGCUACAGUCUCGGGCAGCAACACCUUUGAGUGGGAACCAGUGAAAGCAGGAUCUGAUGCGGAAAAUAAGACAGAAUGGUAUUAUCCAGAAAUUACGGCAACGCUUUCAACGAAAGGAGGUGCCUACACCAAAGAAAACGUCAAUCAGAAGUAUCCAGGCCACCAUGGCUUAUCUUUAACCUGGAUAAUUGUCAUUGGCGUGGGUUGCUUUGUUGUUUUAACAAUAAUUAUUGUAGUAGGUGUCAUUGUGCAUAAGAAGAUUAAACAUAUGGAUGAAGCAGCUAAAUACUCCACAAUUCCAGUGCAAUAA